CUUUACACGGUGAGCAAUCGAUGGGAUAAAUUUUUUUUUUUAUGUAUUUUAUUACAAGUGUAUACGCGCUGAAUAAAGUUUACUAAUUAAUAAUUACAUCGGAUAAAUCGUCAAGGCAAUCAAACGAUUGACGAAAAUAAUCAACACAAUUAUAAAACAAAAAGACUGAUUAAAAGGUGUAAUCUCGGUGCGUAGUAAAUUUUAUUAUCUCGGCAGCGUAAAAUUUUUUAAAUAUCAAUUUUCGUAUAUUAUCGAAUGGUGAUUUUGGAAAAGAUAAACGUUGCAACGGUUAACAAUAAAAUUUUACGAGCUGUCGUUGCUUAGAAUAUUUUUAUUCAAAUUCAGCGUGAAAGGUGAAUAAAUUGAAGUAAAAGAAAACUUAAUCAUGACGCGACGAAACGUCGUCCGCAUCCAAAUGUGUCGUUGUAAAGAUGUUUGUAUAUAAACUGCGUAUCGAGGAAACGAAUUUCAGCGAGAAUUGAACAACUAAAAGUAAACUUCAAUGAAACUUGACGAUUUUUUAGCUGUGUUAAACAGAAAAAAUGUAAUAUUCGUAAUUUUACUUUUGUUUGUCGUCUAUAUUCACGUGUUUCUAAAACCGGUGAGAGGAAACAGCGAUAAACAAUAUUACAACGAAUUUCGCGUGUUAUAUUAAAAAAAAAAAAAAAACACGAAGAAGGUUCGAGAAAAAUAAGAAAAGAAACUUGUUCGACGCAUCUGCAAGAAAAUUGCGCCUCAUCGAACAGAAAAUCACAAAUAAAAAGUAAAAUAUGCAAAACUGUGCGUUAUAACAACUUUCGUCAAUAAUGUGGAGAUCAUUCGUUGUUCUGUUCAUCGUUACAACAAACUUGUGCAAUUUUCUGGAUACCUACAAAAUUACCACCGACGAAACUUCGAGAACGGCGAUAGAGGCUUACGAACGACAGGGCUCUGACCUGCAGGACGAAUACCUGGAUGAGAAUUAUUCGAGUGAAGAUUCGGGUCGGGUGGUAAUUGGAAAGUGGCGGAAUAAUGGUGAAGCAUUGGAGCCAAAAUGGCGAGAUGGAGAUUCUGUGCCGCUGGCACCGUUUUCAACGAUAUCGUUUGCAAGCGGAUGGCGAGAAGAACCCGACAGCGUAAUUAAAUACGAAGAAAACGAACCGGUGUCUGUGAGUUUUGACUCAAGAGGUGGAAUAAAAGAUAUCGACAACGCCGGAGAAGGAUCAUCGCGAGAGGAGAAAACUUACAUCGGUAUCAGGGGCGCGUACAGGAAGCCAAAGUCGCGUGAACACAGAAAUUACCAUCGCACUACCGAGAUUUACUCAGCCGUGCGUAGAGACGGGGGUGAAAAAUUAUCGGAGACGUUCGGAAGCCGCGAAGAUACGAGGAAACAUCCGGACACCGUCGACGAUGUCGAUAAUGUAGGGAACGCUAAAAAGGCGGAAAAGUAUCGCGAGACCUUGCAAAAUUACACCAACCAAUACGAGCUCUUCGAUGACGGCGAAAACGACGAUCCCAGACCCAGGAAACGGAGGCCGCCCGGAAGCCACGAGUUUCCGGGAUCCUGGAACGCGAUGGACAGAAAAAAAGAAGCGUCAGAGCUCGCCGAAAGGGGCGGAGAAAGUGAAAGGGAAUCAUCGCGGGAAAGUGUGGAUUUGAAGGCGUUUUUGAAAAUGCAAGGGAACAAUCUGAGCCUCUCCGAAAUUUUACAGGAGAAGAAUUUAACUCUUUCUGAUAUCUUAACAGGCAAGCCGGACGCCAUUAGAAUUUUGAAGUCAAAUGAGAGGCGGGAAGGACCCGGAAACAAAGAAGACGAAAACUCCGGGGAACAAUCGACUUCUACCCAAUUACCGUUCAGGAAUUUGCUUGUAUUUCGCAAUUCGUCGAAUUAUGAAAAUGUUGGACGAUGGUCACUCAGUCGAAAAAUUAUACCGACGACGAAGAGCGACGAGAGUUCAAGUUUCGAGGAUCUGAACGUCGGUUUAACGAGCGUAAAACUCGAGUCGAGGGUUCCUCCGGCAUUGAAUAUCAGUGAAUCGUACUCGGACUGGUUUUCACCGGAAACUGCUAAGAACGCGAGCAAGGUAUCUUCCGACAAUGACAGGAGACUGUCGAAUUUAACACUUGUAGAAAAUGAGGCCGGGAACUUGAAAGAGCAGUUCAUCGAUUCCGAUAACAAGAGUUUGUCGGUCGAGACAACAACUGUUUUCGAAGAUGGUAUCGAGGCUCAUCGACAACUCGUUGUGAACUCCGAAGGCAAAAGAUUUCUACCGGAAACUGACGACGAGGAUGAAAUUAUGGAAUUUUCUGAUUACCCAUCAAAGAUGCCCAAGUUUAUUCCAACCGUUUAUGAUACCGCGGUGCGAAAUUCCAAAAGAAAACAUAUUCUCCAUGGUGCCAUACAAAUGAACAACCCUCGGACAAAAGCGGAAGCAAAACUGAGUGCUGAACAAGUUGUGCCUCUGGAGACAACCGUGCCAACGAUUAUCAGCGAAACUGGAAUAAAAAUUGUGAAUAGCACAGAAACGGAAGAUAGUGGUAUUACAAAGAAGCCACCAAACGAAGUAUUGGAAAACCUCAGAAAUCAGACUGGACAGAUAGAAUUGGGUGAAAAAGUUUUAAACACGAAUUCAAACUCAUCGGAAGGCAGAAUUCUACUCAACAUGAGUGUCGAGGGGUCUUAUCUACGUAAUGACGAGAAAAAUUUCACCUUCAAUCAAAAAUUGCACGAGGUUGUUAUACCCAGAGUAGACCCCCAAUCUCGUGCAGAGAUAUUGGAGCUUUUCAGUUCUGGAUCUAGCGCCGAGCGAUUAGAACGGUUGCUAGCUUCCAGAAACAUGAGCGUAGAAGAAUUGAUUGCUCUAAGACAGAGGGGAUCGAGCCAAGUGCAUUUUGCUGAAGUAUUCAGAGCGAAAGAACAGAGUUCAAUGUCGUCGUCUCAUAAUCACAAAACCAAUCAUGAAUACCGAGAGGAGGUGGAAAAGAUUCGACCGACUAAUGAACAGAAAAUAAAAGAAAAGGUGAACAAGAGCGCUGAUGAAGUUCUGGAAGCAUCUAAAGAUAGUAACGUCCUAUCGGACGGCCAGAGUAUAAAUGUGAAAUUGGAAAGUACAGAGAAAUUAACAAUGCCGCAAGAUAAAUCAGAGGAUCGAGAUAAGGCUGAAGAAAAUUUUGGUAUUGAGACCGAAUAUUUGGCCACAGAUUUGAUCAACUUAUUUUCUCAAAGCAAAAAUAUUAAGAAGAAUAUUUCAGAUUUUGAUAAAGACGUCUCUGACUCCGAUAACACUGUGAAAAGUCCUAGUGUAAGAUCGGAAGAGGUUGGGAUAAGGAUGGGACCCAGAACAGGAGGAGAUUUCAAAGGGGUUACGACGAAUUUGGAUUCGACAGCGACGGUUAAUUCGAUGAUGGCGAAUAAAAAUGUUCAGAGAGACUCGGAAGGAUCAUCAUACUAUACAAGUAUCGAAGCAGUAAAAGUGCCGGUUCUGGAUGGAGGGGUACAAGAAGUGGAAACUGUGUUCGAGGGAGAGAAAAAACCGCCAAUGAAUUUGGUAGAUUUGGAAGAGAUUGGACGUGUCGAAGAAAUACUGAAAAAUGAUAUAGAUUCGUUGAAAAAUUUGUAUGGAAUCAGCGGUUACGAGUAUCCAGAAAAGAAAUCGAUUUCAAAAGUAAAGCCGAGCAUAAUAGCAAGCGGCGGUAUACUGGGGGUGACCAUCGUCGUAUUUUUAUCAAUAUUUAUCGCGUGCAGAAUUAAACAAAAAAAGAAAUUCACCUAUAGAAACUCGUUCGCGAAGGCUGUAUUCCACAACCCAGGAGUAACCGCUAGAAAACUGUCAAACACCAGCAGCAUUAAUACGAUAAUGGUUGACGUUGUUGCAACAUCAACGGCAAAGAGACCCCAAAAACCGUAUAGCGAUUUUGAGAACAAUGGUUUCGAACCAAAAACAGAUAUCGAUAAUGACUCACUCGAUGCCAAUGACAGCUGGGAAACAAUACCUGAUUUCAUGAAGUAAUAAAACGGCAUAGUUCCCAGGAUUUCAUUAAUACACUAUCGGUGUGCCAAGAAACAUGUCAAGUGGUUUCACGUUCACCUGAAAGACAUGAUAAUUUUGAAGGACUGGUUUGUCAAACAAGGUUUCCGGCAUUGUCGUUCGAAUAUAGCAAUCUUGAGAAUUAUUUCAAGUAUAUUUAGUUGAAGGCAGUUCCACUAGCGCAUAGUCCUAAUGUUGAAGUCAUAGUUUUGAUAUUUCAUUAAAAUGGUUUAAAAUGAUACCAUUGUUCAGUUGAAUCGAUGGUAUCGAUAUGAUAUAUUUUGAAUAUAAUCUUAAAUAUAAUAACUGUUUAUUAAAUAAAUGAACAAGAAGCAUCGUACUGUUCGUGCCAUUGGUUUGGCCUUGAGAUACAUUAUUGUAAAAUAUUCAUAUGAAAUACUUGAAAGGUUUCUAGCGAACCCUGCGACUGAAAUCUCACAUAAUAUACUUUUACUUUGCGCAUUUGAUGUAACGCGUCAUCGACUUUCAGUGCGGCUUAAUUAUAGGCAAUAUUAAUAAAAAAACACUAGUGAACUGCCAUAAUAAGACUGCAAGAAGACAAGAGAUUUCCGAGAAAAACCAGUUCUCAAAAAAUAUCCUGUUUCAAGAUGCAUCUACUGCCUUAACCCUCCAUUGGCCAUUAUCAUUAAAAUAUUUUAUUAUUCUGACUGUCAGAAUAUCAAAAAGAAAUCUCAAUUUAGUAACCUACAUUUUUUUAGAAUUUUUACUCAUCCCUAAGUGGGUAAAAAACAGCCUCGAACGAAUUGUUCUUAGAUGGCCAACGACGUAAGUGUAAAUAUAGGUGAGCAACGAAGGGUUAAAGUGAAGUAUUCUCCUAGUAGCUAUUAUGAGAGUAAUAAAUGAUUAUUAAUAAUUUUACACUAUUCAUAUCUUGGUCGAUAUUCUACCCAUUUUCGUUCAAUUCCUAAACAUAAUUCAGUCUUUUAUUGGACCCCCCCAGCCCCAGGAAAAAAAAUGAUAAAUCUGGUUAUAGAUUUAAAAGAACAAAGUGGUAGAACAAAGUUCAGAAUGUCUUUGUCUUUCAAUGCCAUGUAUGACUAUCACCAUGUCCGUCACAUACGUUAACAAUAACAAAAAUUUUUUAUUAAAUUAUGAUGAUUUUGACUAUUUGUAAUAUUUUUUAAAUAUACGCGCAUAUCAAUGUAUACCUACUACACCAACUAUAUUAUAUAUAUAUAAUCUCUAAGUACCUUAAAUACCUGUAAAAAUACUCUUUGUCAUUGUAUAGUUAGUUGUUGUAUAUUUAUUCUUAAAGUUUCAAUAUAAUAAGAAGCAAUUUUGCAAGUGACAUCUAUAUGUGUUUAGAUAAUCUUUUGACAAGGUUUGUUUUCAGAUAAAGAGAGGUUCUUAUCAAGACACUUCAGUCCUGACUCAAGGCUCAAAGUAUGUGCAAUGAGA
Neodiprion virginianus is the source of this 5426-nucleotide messenger RNA. RefSeq lists its product as uncharacterized. NCBI's taxonomy places the organism in Eukaryota, Metazoa, Arthropoda, Insecta, Hymenoptera, Diprionidae. The transcript is spliced from 3 exons. The coding region runs from base 807 to 3989 and encodes 1060 amino acids. The record is from RefSeq and is a predicted model, not a curated record.